This is a messenger RNA of Carlito syrichta (Philippine tarsier), 2131 nucleotides long. RefSeq names its product calmodulin-A-like. The record is from RefSeq and is a predicted model, not a curated record. Bases 33 to 542 code for a protein of 169 amino acids. The transcript is spliced from 6 exons. Lineage: Eukaryota; Metazoa; Chordata; Mammalia; Primates; Tarsiidae. Gene Ontology annotation, molecular function: calcium ion binding.
GAGCUGGGGUGGGCGGCAGCGGGGAUCAGAAGAUGCUCUGGGAGGCUUCCGGGACUGAGGAGAAUCGGGGUCGUGGAGGUGCUUGCAAGGGGAGGGCUGACCAGCUGACUGAGGAGCAGAUUGCAGAGUUCAAGGAGGCCUUCUCCCUCUUCGACAAGGAUGGAGACGGCACUAUCACCACCAAGGAGUUGGGGACGGUGAUGAGGUCCCUGGGACAGAACCCCACUGAAGCAGAGCUGCAGGACAUGAUCAAUGAGGUGGAUGCAGAUGGGAACGGGACCAUUGACUUCCCAGAGUUCCUGACCAUGAUGGCCAGAAAGAUGAAGGACACAGACAGUGAGGAGGAGAUCCGAGAGGCCUUCCGCGUCUUUGACAAGGAUGGGAACGGCUACAUUAGCGCCGCGGAGCUGCGUCAUGUCAUGACGAACCUGGGGGAGAAGCUCACGGAUGAGGAAGUGGAUGAGAUGAUCAGAGAGGCUGACAUCGACGGAGACGGCCAGGUCAAUUACGAAGAGUUUGUACAGAUGAUGACCGCAAAGUGAAGGCCCGGGCAGCUGGUGAUGCCCGUUCUCUUGAUCUCUCUCUUCUCGCGCGCGCACUCUCUCUUCAACACUCCCCUGCGUACCCCGGUUCUAGCAAACACCAACUGAUUGACUGAGAGUCUGAUAAAGCAACAAAAGAUGUGUCCCAAGCUGCAUGACUGCUCUUUCUCCUUCCUCCUCCAGUCCCCUCCACGCCCCUCCUCUCCUCCUUUGCCCUCCCCCUCCGUUCACGUCUUCCCAGGCCUGAUGCCUGAUGCGUCCCCCCCAGGGCCCCUCAGGGGAGCCUCUGCCCUCCUCCUCAGCCCGGGUGGCUCUCCCCGGUUUGGGUUUGUUUCCUUUUGUUGGUCAUCUUGUUUUGGGUGCUGGGGCGGCCACCAGCCCUGCCCCAGGACCUGCUGGGGAGGCAGGUGGACCUUGCCCAGGCAGAAGAGCAUGCCCUCUGCUGUUGCAUGCCGCCAGCCCUGUGAUUCCGUGUGCAGAUCCCAGCAGCCUUUUGGGGCAGGGGUGCCCAGAGAGGCGUUCCGGAAGGACUGAGGGGGCGCUGAGGAGUUGUGGCGUUGCCUGGAUGUGGCCCGGGAGGGGCCGAGGGCCGACUCAACGGACUGACAGUGGGCAGCGCUCGCGUCCCACUGGCUGCUGCUGUGAACCCAUCUGAUUGGCUUGCUGAGGUGUGGCUGGGUGGGGGACCACUCGUCCGGCCACCUGCAAAUUGUUCUUGCCCGCGCUCCUCAAGCGAUCAGGAGCUGUUCUGUAAAUACCUGGUGCUAACAUCCCGUGCCGCUCCCCCUCAUGACGCACCCGCCCCCCCACCCCCCCUGCCUUGAGGGCCUGUCCUGGGAAUGGAUGUGGGGAUGGUCGCUUUGUAAUGUGCUGGUUAUCCCUUUUCCCCUACGGCCCUUGAAACUUUAAUUUUGUCCAAAACCGUGCCGGGCUGGCAGAAGGGUGGGGGGAAGAAAGGUGGGCCCCGCCACGCUCUCAAGAGAACAUAUCUGCAAUAAAACAGUCUUGUCAGCCAGCUGCCCAGAGGACGGCAGCCUCUGCUUCCUGGUCCGCCGGCACCUCCUGCUUCUCCGUGGUGACUUGGCGCCGCUUCCUCACAUCUGUGCUCUGUGCCCGCCUCUCCCCGCCUCUGCCCUGGCCCACCUGCCUGCCCCCACACUCCCCCAGCGGAGAGCAUGAUCCGUGCCCCUGCUUCUGACUUUCGCCUCUGGGACAAGUAAGUCAAUGUGGGCAGUUAGUCGUCUGGGUCUCUUCCCUCUUCUGUUCAUUUCAUCUGGCUCCCACCCGCCCCCGCUCCCCACUGCCCCCACUGCCCAGGUCGACCAAGUGGCUUUUCCUGGGACCUGCCCAGCUUUGAGAAUCUCUUUUCGUCCACCCUCUGGCACCCAGCCUCCGAGGGAGGGAGGGACGGGGUGUAGUGGGAGACCCAGCCAAGAGCUGAGGGUAAGGGCAGGUAGGCGUGAGGUUGUGGACAUUUUCGGAAUGUUUUGGUUUUGUUUUUUUUUUAAACCGGGCAAUAUUGUGUUCAGUUCAAGCUGUGAAGAAAAAUAUAUAUCAAUGUUUUCCAAUAAAAGACAGUGACUACCUGA